AUGACUUUCGGCGAAGAAUUAAUUAUUCUGGAAGCCCCUCAGGCUAGAUCCACCAACGUUCAGUUCAUGAACUUCACGUCAGUUAUUUUAAUGGAGAAUAAGCUGAAUAUAUCUACGGAAUAAUUUAGUAAUUUUAGAGCUCGAGCAUGGUCUCAUUCCACCAAAGAUCAUUUCCACGACGAAUGGGGAUUCUUAACAGUAGAUCCAAAUGGAAAUGCGACCUUGAUGACAGCAGGAAAUAACGGAUUCACAACCUAUGAGGUUGGACAGGUUAAGACCAAAAGUGUUCAACUGGUUCUCAAGGAUAUUGGGAGGAUAUCUUUCUCCAGAGACCUUCCUGUUGAGGAUGUAAGGUUUUGUAAUAAAGUUUUCUGGAUAUUGUGUAACACAUAAUCAUCAUUUUUUUUCAAUUUCAGUUACGCCGAACAUUUAUAAUGCACGAUGACACUUAUAUGGAGCAGAUCAUCGAAAUGAGAACGGCCACACAUCCAAAGACGGGUUACCUCGAGCACACUCGAGUCGUUUACACCAAACACUCAUUGUAG
Messenger RNA from Bursaphelenchus xylophilus (pine wood nematode), 545 nucleotides. Lineage: Eukaryota; Metazoa; Nematoda; Chromadorea; Rhabditida; Aphelenchoididae. The record is from the annotation of a GenBank genome assembly.